GGGGAGUGGUUAUAUUUACGACAGUUGCGCUCAGAAGUCGGCUUUAGGAUGCCGGUGGUGUGUUCACGAGCUUCAGCGCGGGUUCUCUCGAAGUUUCUGUGCGCGGGGAGACAGUUAGUCCUCCGGGGUGCGAACGCAGGGCGGCAUUCAUCUUGCUGGAGAGAUCUACACAUAAACACACCCCCAAGCCCCCUAAUAAACCGGUAUAUUUCCCCGGGACCAGGCCCCGGUGUUAUCUCACGUUUAAGUCCAGGAUUUCAGGUCCAGCUGUUGAGGAGGAGCGGCAGCAUGUCUUCAGCCAUGUCACAGAGGAUGGUUUGGGUGGACUUGGAGGUGAGUAUGGGGUCUAUAGCUGUACUGGUUAGCUCAAAGGGGCUGUAUGUUAUGCGGUUAGCUCAGGCUACACAGAGCUAACCGCCGGGGUUAUCCUACACAUGUAUGAUAACGGUGAACUACCUGUGAACUCUAACGUUGAAGAUCAGUCAAGUCCGAUAAAACUGUCAGUGAAUACAGAAGACAUGGUUUUGUCUCAUGUUGACAUGACAAAGUGAAAGUGAACUGCGCAGCCGCAGAAAGCAGAGUGAGUUCAGGGUCAACCAGCUGACCACUGUGAGCUGAGAGGCUGAUUUGGGAUCAGCUGUAUCAGGUACAGCUCCAGGUGGUUCUGGUUUCGCUACAGGUCUAAAAACACAAUGAUGAUGACCCACAGGAGCAGAGCUAGUGAUGUUAUUAAUCACUGAGAGGUGUACAGUCUGAGUCUAAAUGAUGUGAUGUAUUGAAUACAGGUGACUGUGGGAGAUCUAAGUGUGUGUGGUUGUGUGUGUUUCAGAUGACGGGGCUGGAUAUAGAGAAGGAUCAGAUCAUUGAGAUGGCCUGUAUCAUCACGGACUCUGACCUGAACAUUUUAGCUGAGGUAUCACCCACACAUUACCAUCAGCAGACUUAUCCUCUGUCUACACACUGAGAUAAAUAAUGGUUUCUUGGUCCACAGGGGCCAAACCUGAUCAUCAAGCAGCCGGACAAACUGCUGGAUGAGAUGUCAGAAUGGUGCCAGGAGCAUCAUGGGAAGGUAAGUGUGAAUUCAUACAGCCACAGUAUGAUUUCUACACGCACUUGCAGCCACACCUAGUGAGUGAUGUCAGAGAAGGUAUGCUCCCUCUGGUGUGCAUUGCAGCUAAAGUAACCCUAAAGUUUCAAUAGUUUUACACUUUCAAUAUCGUGUGCUGUAAACAACACAAUAUUAGUCGUUUUAUGUUCCAUAUUAAGUAAAGCACUUAAGUAAAUGGGACAAAAAACCACAUAUAUUCAUCCAGGAGCUGCCAUAAAUCAAUGAAAGUGAGAAAGCAAGCAGCAGUGAUCAUUGACAUAGAGAUGAAGUGAAAAGAAAGAACCACAGUUAAGUAAACAAUGCAGGAAAACUAAAAAGAGAACCAAUUUUCUGACUGUUUCUCAGCAAUGAUGCUUGUAAGAAUUCACAAACAUGUUUACCCGUCUUGAAACAUGUGCAGGAAGGUUGUUAAGUCUUCAUUGUCUGUUGCAGAUAAACAGAGAGCAGAGGAAAGGGACAGGGAUUCAGAUCAGACAGAUCUCAAAUUUAAGGAAAUUCAGAACCUUAUUUUUUCAGGAACAUGUUCACACAUGCAUCAGUCUAUGUUUGGUGUAAAAGUGUGUGUGUGUGUGUGUGUGUGUGUGUGUGUGUGCGUGUGCGUGCGUGCGUGCGUGUGUGCGUGUGUGUGUGUGUUAAUAUCACUGUAAUAAGUAUACAGAUUCAAAACACAAACAUAUCAGUAGAAAACAUACAAUCAACUGUAGUAAGCAGUGAAGAGGAUACAGCAGAGAAACUCUGCCCAUAAACAAGGUUAUUGCCCUGCCCAUGUGCCUGUCAUGAAUGAUCUAGACUCUUACCUGCUGUGUGUUCACACAUCAGCUCACACUGACUUUCUGUUGACUGUUCACAGGAGGCUAGAGGAGAAAGUCACCUCGAAGUCAGGGUGAAAAAUUAGCGACCGUGUGUGAAAAUGCUUCAUGGUCCAUGUACCAAGUGUUAAAAAGCCGGAUUCUACCAGGCUGUCGUCACAAGCAUACACCAGAUGAUGAUCAAUUCUUUAAACGUUUUCAGAUGAAAAGUUUUCUUGUCAUGAGUAAAAUAAGGCACUAUUUCACUUUAAUUAAUUCGGGUUAUGAAUCUGGUUCUGUUUAUUGAUCCCAGUUCUUAUCAAGUCCCAAUUCUGAUUCAAUGAUUUUUGAGAAGAUAAAAAGAAUAUUUAAAAACAAAACCUUGUCUGAAUUUUUUGUCGGGACAUUUAGAUUCUCAAAAGUGAAGUGUCUUUGAUGAAAAACAGUUUUUUAUUUUCCUCCAAGGAUGGAUUGACAGGACUUGGUGCAUGCUGUGUGUCUCUGUGUGAAUGUAAGCACAGCUGUAGUGUCUCUUCUGGAGGGCUGAGUUUAUUCCCCUUAACCCCUCUCAUGAAGCUGUGUUUGAGGGUCCAUGUAUAAAGCAUGUUCAUGACUCUGUGUGGCUGUGUCUCAGUCAGGACUGACCCAGGCUGUGCGGGACAGUAAGAUCAGCCUGGAGCAAGCGGAGUAUGAGUUCCUGUCCUUCAUCAGACAGCACACUCCUCCUGGACAGUGUCCUCUUGCCGGUGAGUGACUUUUUUACACCUGCAGCAUCACUGUGAAAUAACUUAUCCUACAGAGGUGUCCUGUGAUUGUCCUCCUGCAGGAAACUCUGUACACGCAGACAAAAGGUUCCUGGACAAGUACAUGCCUCAGUUUAUGUACCACCUUCACUACAGGAUCAUUGACGUCAGCACCAUCAAGGAGCUGUGCAGGCUAGUGUCCACACUCUCACUGUCUGUGUGUCUGUGUGUGUUUGUGCUGUUUAGAGGACCUUACAUUGUGUUUGUGAACCUGCAUUUGCCACCUGUCACACACCUGCUGUUUGUGGUGUGUGUAGGUAGAGCUCUGAUUUGGAAACAGUCUAUGAACAAAGCCUUUGUAAUUAGAUUAGUGUCUGUUCCUGCCUGGUUGAUGGUGUCUAUCCUGCUCAUCUUAUUAAGACCUUUUAAAGUAGAUUCACUCAGCAUGACAUCAGAAUAAUUCAGUUAUUUUCCAGCAUCCUCUGUAUAUGAUAAUGCUAAUGAGGCUAACAUUGUCUGUUCUUCCAAAUAUUUAGACGAUGGUUUCCUGAAGAAUACAAGAUGACACCUCAGAAGAAAGGAACCCACAGGUACACAGUGAGAAUAAACAAGAGCAGCCCCUUUUACACAUGUACUAAACUCCUAAAAUAUGUCCAGACUUGAUCCAGGUAAGCUGCUUGUGUGAACACAAACAGACCUGGCUUCGCCUGGCCUUGUUUUCUAUGAGCCCCGUAGUGAAGUUUCAACCAAAAAAGUCAAGUUGAAAUCAGGAAAAUUCACUGUGAGUGAGUGAAGGAGAUGAUGUUUGUGUCAUCAUUGUGCACAAAAUGAAGAUGCUUGAUCAUCUCCUUUGCUCCCAUAUACUGUUAUGUGUCCAAUUACAUAUAGCAUUAAGAGAGACAAAUACUAUCAACAAAGAUUCAGACUUUGCUUCACUAGACAUCUGGGACAUGUUGAAGAACUGCUGAGGGAAAUUUAUAGGGAAUAUAUAUGUGUGUAUGUAUAUGUGAAAAGGGCUGAUUAUUGACUUUAGUUUUAUAGUUUGAAGACAGAAAGUUUUUGAUUACAUCAUAAGUUUUCAGAUUGUGAAAAUCAAGUAAAAUAAUUAUUAACCUCUGUCUGUUUGACAACCCCUCAACACAAAACUCCUCUCAGAAGCCUUAGAUUAGUAUACAUUAGACAGCAUCACAAAUAGGGAUGGGUAUCUCCAGGGUUAGGUUGACUCCAAUACUGGUAUUUUUUUUUUAAUGAUAUGCGUGUUUACACUUUGCAUAAACAAGAACUGAAAACAUGGAAAAGUUAAAAAGUCAUAAAAAGUGACAGGAAAGUUGAUCUGUCUGUGAAAUCUAUCUGAUUAUUAUUCAUACAACCCAGGGGUGCUUAAAUCUUUAGUGAACUGUGUCCUGCAUUAUUCUGACUCCGGUCUGUUGCCAUAUUUCCAGUAUUACAUACAGCUCCAGUACCUAAAGUUGGAUUUGAUGGUUUGCAAACAAUCUAAACUGUAUAUUUGGAUUGAAAACAGUGGAAAAACAACAUGCCAAAUGUUAACAAAUUUAUUGUCAUUUUAAAUUCAAUGAUAAAAGCUGGGAUUAACUUGAGACAUUUGAGUCUCUCGCAAGUAAAAAUAAGAUUUUUUUUCAGCAUAAAAUUGCGAAGUAAACAAAGAUUUCAAUAUCUGUGUACAUAACAUCAGUGAAGAUUUAAAAAAACUGGAGAAAACUCUGUACAAAAAGGACAAGGCUGAAAACCAAUGAUGAAUGGCUGUGAUCUUCUCAGGCAGCACUAUAUUGAAUUCAAACAUGGCUCUGUAAUGGAAAUCACCACAUUAGUUCAAAAUCACUUCCAAAAAUGACUUUGUAAAGACUGUUUGUCACUGCAUCCAUAAAUGCAGGUUAAAACUAAACCAUGCAAAGAGGAAACAUUAAUAAACAUCAUCCAGAAACACCAGAGACUUCUCUGGGCUCGGGUCUGUUUAAGAUGGACUAAGGUGAAGUGGAGAAUUAUUUUGUAGUCUGACAAUCAAGUUUGACUCUCCCUCUGGAAAUCACAUUGGCUGUGUCCUCUGCUCUUAAGAGGAGAGAAGGACCUUCUGGCUUGUUAACAGCAUAAUGUCUAUGUUAUGUAGAUGUUCAAGUGCCUAUGGCAUGGGUAGCUUACACAUUUAGGAAGGCACCUUUAAUGCUGAACAAUAAAUUCACUCAACAAGACAACCAAACCAGAUUUUGCAGGAACUACAAAUGCAUGGCUCUGUUAAAGAAGAGUCCAGGUGCUAAACUGACCUGCCUGCAGUCCGUACUUGUCCAAAAUCAUUAGGUGCUUCAUGAAAUGAAAAAUAUACCAAAAAGGGACCCCAAACAGGGACCCCCAGUUUCUACCCUGAUUCAUCAGUGUUAAAGGAUGAACAAAUAUCAAACUUCAUAAAAGUCAUGCAGCCAUUUUGUCAUCCAAAAACCAGGGGGGAAUUUCCUCCAUAAGGAAACCACACCUUAAAUGCUGCACUCACUAUUGUUCCUGUUGACAGUGUAAAUGAACAGUGCUGCAUAGAAACCAUUCAUCUACUUUAGAAACAUGUUUCAGACUCCAUCUGCUCUCUCAGCUAAUCAGAGUGUAUUGAGUAGUUUUAUAUCAGGUGAGUCAUCCAAAGCAUGCAGUUAAAGGUCUUUGUGUUCUUCAGAGCGCUGGACGACAUCCGGGAGAGUAUCAAAGAGCUGCAGUUCUACAGGGUCAACAUCUUCAAAGAGACCACGGAGGAGAAGAAACGCAAGAUCACAGAGAACGGAGGCAGGAACAACAGCCAGCUCACAUGAGAGACUGAGGAGCUGUUUCACCUUCAUUGAGAGUGAUUCCUGUCUCCUUUACUUUAUUUCUGUUCAUAUGGAGCUGACCCAGGAACUGUUCUUAUGUUAUGAUCACAUUACACUGCAGAGGUUUAAUAAGAGGGUUAGCAAUGAUUCCUUCAAAGAGGAACUUUUGAAUGAGAACUUUAUUGUUUUGCAGUUUUUGUAAUGUUCAAACCUCUUUACUCUGACUUCAUUUUGUUUUGUUUUAAAUUGAAACCAAAUAAACUGGUUCAACACUCAUGUGUCACAUUCAUCACACUCAAUGAAGCUUAUUCAUGUAGGAACAAGAAUUCAAGAUGUUCCCAAGGACAUGAAACUGUAAGAUGUAGUAGUACACCAGUCAGUGCCUGACCAUUGUGGUGAAGAAAGAGUUGAGCUACAAGGCACAGCUUUCAGUUUGCGUUUAGAUCUAUGUCCCAACCUUCACCUAUAGUCAAGAGUUUUGGAUAGUGACUUAAAGAAUGAAAAAUUUGGAUACAAGUGGCUGAAAUGAGUCUUCAAAGGGUAGCUGGGUUCAGCCUUGGAUAUAUACGAUAAGAAGAACUUAAUUGAUCCCCAAAGUGAAAUUCAAGG
This is a messenger RNA of Xyrichtys novacula (pearly razorfish), 6052 nucleotides long. Lineage: Eukaryota; Metazoa; Chordata; Actinopteri; Labriformes; Labridae. The record is from the annotation of a GenBank genome assembly.